This is a messenger RNA of Paramacrobiotus metropolitanus, 1603 nucleotides long. RefSeq lists its product as uncharacterized. Lineage: Eukaryota; Metazoa; Tardigrada; Eutardigrada; Parachela; Macrobiotidae. The record is from RefSeq and is a predicted model, not a curated record. The coding region runs from base 646 to 1287 and encodes 213 amino acids. The transcript is spliced from 4 exons.
CAUUGUUAAAUAAUACAUAAUGGACAAAGGCGUAAUUUCGACGGCAGAGUGGAGUGUACGUUAUAGGUUUCAGAGCGGCUAAUAACGAUUUUGCACUUCAAAUUUCAAUCGUCGGCCCGUCCCUACUCGGAAGAUCCCAGUGUGAGCGUAUAUAUAUUCUGUCUACGAAGACGCGUAUAUACGGCGAGAGUGUCCGCUCUUCGCAUUCAGCCGAUUAGUUGAUGUGUUUUCCCGCGCGCUAUUCAGUCGCGCAGUUGUUCCCAUCAUUCAAGCAUGUGCACACACAACGACGGCCCGCGCGCUGCUCGGCACUCCAAUUGAGUUUUAUUUACAGUUGUCAGUCGGUAUUGAAAAUUGAGCAAACUGUCGGACUGUCACAGAGUUACAGGCUCUAACUGUCUCUCCCUGGCCGAAGGAAAAUCUUCCUGCUCCACUUUGCGGCGUUAUAUUGCUGGGCGAUGUCAUUUUGCCGGCUAAUGGCAUUAUUCUGAUAAACCAUUUACGGAGUAAUAUUCCGUCACUACUGGACCGAACUGGAAUACCGCAUGGCGCCCAAAGGGAUGGAAUAGACCAUCUUCAUGCUUUAACCCUUUUAAAUCUCAUCUUUCCCUAAUUGCUCAUGUUUUCCGGUCGGUUGACAGAAAAAUGGCAGUGGGCCCCAUUGACAAUGGCCGAUUAACUAUUAAAAUUGCUUUACCAGUUUUUCUGCAUUGUCUGGAUAAGGCAUUAGCCUUGCAGUAUCCAUCGUUUUUCGGAUUAAACAGCUCGCAUGCCUCUAAUCUGCUUGAUCCUGGCAACAUUAUUGCCCCAUAUAUUGCACCUCCGGGAUGUGAGCCCCAUAGUACAGUUGAUCCUCUCACGGGAAAUGAAACUAUCGAAUUCUUACCUUGCCCCGAGUGGUUACCGGAUACGGAAACCAGGCUACCUUCCUAUUGUUGCGGUGCGGAGGAGAAAGAGCGGCGAUGCUGUGAUUGGACAAUAUAUGUUGUCAAUCAGAUCGGAUUUGGAAAAACCAAUAUUGGAUUGCUCAUACUCGUGGGACUGUUUUUUAUAGCAGCCGGAAUAAUAUUUUCUUUGAUGUGCCUGUUUUUCCGGGCGUUUGUUGUGUCCAAGUGGGAACAGCCGCAAGAUGCCGAAAUGUCACGGAGUGAUUCCGCACGGAAUAACAGCAUAACGUUUCAAUCAUACCGGCAUGAUGAAAGUCUACAUCAGCUGUGCUACAUUGAUGCGCCGACGCCGGCGCUGGCAACGCCAGCAGCAUCCCGUCCAACGACAAGUGCUCUCUAAAACUAAGUGUGAUCCAUGAUGUUACUCUGAAAACCAGGUUCAGAUUUUAACAUCCCUGUGCAUUUUUCUUUAAUCAAUAAAACAAACUGUGCAUCGAUGUUUAUUCUUCUAAUGACAAAAAAUGCCCGCAUCAAUGACCGUGUGGAUUUCAUAUGGAAUAUGCUCACUUUACAAAAAGGUCUCGACUUUCCAAUGUACACAACGUGCACUGCAUUGUGCUUUGCCGAUCACCAACGGUAUUGUAAAGUGCCGUGUGUAGAUAAACCCGGCCUCCGUGGUUUCCACCGGAAGCAUUUUGCAAACGCGCAUCGAUAAG